AUGGUUCCGUUGCUCAGAGUAAUUCUCGGGGAUAUGGCUCAUUCAGAGGUUUCGCAAACGAGAGGAGCAGCUCUUAAGUUCAUGACGGUUGAAAUAAGUGAUAGGGAAGCCAAAGAUGUGAACAAAGAGGUUGUCUUUGGAAAGCCAAGUGAACGAGACUCAACCUCAGACCCAAAUGCAGGCCUAAAUUGCGUCAACAUAUGA
This is a messenger RNA of Opisthorchis viverrini, 204 nucleotides long. RefSeq lists its product as hypothetical. The transcript has a single exon. The coding region runs from base 1 to 204 and encodes 67 amino acids. The record is from RefSeq and is a predicted model, not a curated record. Lineage: Eukaryota; Metazoa; Platyhelminthes; Trematoda; Opisthorchiida; Opisthorchiidae.